Mycosarcoma maydis (corn smut) is the source of this 624-nucleotide messenger RNA. RefSeq lists its product as uncharacterized. The transcript has a single exon. Gene Ontology annotation, biological process: cell redox homeostasis; cellular response to oxidative stress. Gene Ontology annotation, molecular function: thioredoxin peroxidase activity. The coding region runs from base 1 to 624 and encodes 207 amino acids. Lineage: Eukaryota; Fungi; Basidiomycota; Ustilaginomycetes; Ustilaginales. The record is from RefSeq and is a predicted model, not a curated record. Gene Ontology annotation, cellular component: cytoplasm.
AUGUCCGCACCAACAGCGCUCGCAGAAGACAGAGCGGCGUUCCACCUGCUUGGCCACCCGCUUCCAGCCUUGAUCGAUCUCGCCUCGACAUCUGGUACCACCGUGGACCUGUUCACCCUGUCGCUCCGACAACCGAUCAUGCUCUUCCUCUACCCCUCCACCGCUUCACCUCUCCGCGCCACUCCUGCUUCAUGGUCCAGCAUACCCGGCGCAACCGGCUGCACACCUCACCUCACUUCUGUCAACACACACCUUUCGCACCUUCUCUCCAAGGAAUCCGAACUUCAAAUCUUCGGUCUCUCAACACAGUCCCACACCGAACAAAUUGAAGCCAAAGCUCGACUGGGACUCAAGUUCGAUCUGCUGUCAGACGAACGCCAACAGCUGAGGGAGGCGUUGGAUAUCCCAAGCUUCGAGUGCGAAGGGAAAAGGUAUUUCAAGAGGAUGACGUUGUUGUUGAGAGGAGGUCAAAUUACAAGAUUGGAUUACCCAAUACAAGUAGCACAUGAGGCGGCCAAGAGAGCCGAAGCACUGCUGAGGAGCGAGCAGGAGCUUAUGGACGAGGUUGAGGCGAGGGAUGCUGCAGCAGCCAAGGCGAAAGAGGGGCAAGAGGCGCUGGCAUGA